GCACGCUGACAUCUCUAAACAGCGGCUUCCACGAAUUUUUUGUGGGCGCUUUGGUUAUAUUUACUGUAUAAAAGGGGCGUGGCAGAUUAAGUCCAUGUAUGUGGCCGCAUCGGUGAACUAUAUCAGUUGAAAGCAUUCGUUCCAGUUGUUCGUCGAUCGCUGUUCUCAUCGGCAGCGCAGUGUGCUUUUCUUUGUUCCCGGACUGUGACAUCACUGUCAGGAAGCGUUUGCUGUCUUUUUCUUCUUCCGUUCGGCAGUCUUUGAAAUUAAACUUGAAAAUAUAAAACGGUUUUCCCCCCUGAGGUCUUUCGGUUAACAACACUCAGCCACCAUGUGUCAAGCCACGGGGAUGAUGCAGUGCGAGAUCAAGAACAUGGCGCUAUCGGGCGAUCCGGAGCUGGACGACCAAAUCCGCAAGUGGAUUCGGUGGGACAAAUGCGCCAGCACCGCUUGCCAAAUUAUGGACGCCGUUCGGGCUCAGGAUUGGGAUACGCUGCGGAAAAGACUGUGCACUCGGAUCAGCUUUGGCACGGCAGGUCUGCGGGCAUGCAUGCGUGCGGGCUUCGACUCCAUGAACGAACUAGUGGUCAUCCAAACGGCGCAGGGCUUGUGCGAGUACAUAAAGGAGCAGUUUCCAAAUCCGGAGGACUGGUCUCAAAGGGGCAUCGUGUUCGGGUACGACGGUCGCUACAACAGCCACCGAUUCGCCGAGCUCUCGGCCAUUGUGUUCUUGAACAACGAUUUUAAGGUGUGGCUGUACAAGCGGUACGUGGCCACUCCCAUGGUGCCCUACGCCAUCUUAAGGCUUCAGUGCUUGUGCGGCGUUAUGGUGACUGCCUCGCACAAUCCCAAAGAGGACAAUGGCUACAAGGUGUACUGGGAUAAUGGGGCCCAAAUCAUCCCGCCACACGACGAGGGCAUCCAGGAGGCAAUCAUGAAUAACCUUGAACCUAAGGCCUCUUCGUGGGACGACUCGGCCAUGUGUUCGAACCCUAUGCUAGAGGAUCCCUACGACAUUGUAGUUCCGCCCUACUUUGAUGCUCUGAAGAAGAGCCUUCCCUGCACCUUGCUGGAGGUCAACGGAAAAUGUUCGAUUUCGUUCACCUACACGGCCAUGCACGGCGUGGGCUAUGAAUUUGUGAAGCAGGCUUUUGCUCGGAUCAACCUGAAGCCAUUCGUUUCGGUGUGCGAGCAACAGGAGCCAGACCCGGAGUUCCCUACCACACCUAUGCCAAAUCCGGAGGAGGGCAAGACCUCGCUGGACUUAUCCAUUCGGACUGCAAAGGCCAACGGUUCCCAAAUCAUUUUGGCUAACGACCCCGACGCCGAUCGCCUGGCAGUGGCUGAAAAACGCGAGGAUGGCUGCUACAAGCUGUUCACCGGCAACGAGGUGGGCGCGCUUCUGGGAUGGUGGGCUUUGGAGCUGCAUAAGAUGCGUGAGCCCGGCUGCGACGUAAGCAAUUGCGUAAUGAUAGCCAGCACGGUCAGCUCAAAGAUACUCAGGGCCAUGGCCGAACAGGAGGGUUUCCAGUUCUUUGAAACGCUGACCGGGUUCAAGUGGAUGGGCAACAAGGCCAUCGAACAGCAACAGGCCGGCAAGCAAGUACUUUUUGCGUUCGAGGAGGCCAUCGGCUUUAUGGUGGGCACGGCUGUGCUGGACAAGGAUGGAAUCAGUGCCGCUGCCCAUGUGGCCACCAUGGCAUGCUACCUGCGUUGCAAGCUGUGCAUGACGUUGCAGGAGAAACUGCGCGACAUCUACGAGACUUAUGGGUUCCAUACGACCAUCUGCUCGUAUGUCAUCUGCCGCUGUCCACCAGUGAUCGCGCAGAUCUUCGAGCGGCUUCGCACAUGGGACGAGGGCAAGGCGGACACCUACCCUACCAGCAUCCUCAACGGCGAGUACGAGAUUGAAAACGUGCGCGACCUUACCACCGGCUUCGACAGCAGCACCGGCGACAAGAAGCCGACACUGCCGACCAGCUCCAGCUCCCAGAUGAUCACGUUCACCUUCAAGAACGGCCUGGUGGUCACCUUGCGAACCAGCGGAACGGAGCCCAAGAUGAAGUACUACGCCGAGAUGUGCGGCAAGCCGGAGGAGAAGAACUGGGCGAAACUGACUAACACAAUGAAUACUAUGGUGGAGGCCAUUGUAGAGGAGUUUUACGAGCCACAAAAGAACGGGCUGCAGCGGAAGAAGGACUAAUCUGGAAGACCUUUUCGGGGAAUCGAAUUUUACCAUACAUUUUUAAACUUGACCUGGCUAAAAUUUUUAGUUUCGAAACCAACAGCACUGAUGCACAAGCCAAAAAGCAACAGCUGCGCAAGCUGCUCACUAUUAGUAUUUAAGGAAUAUUUAAUAUGCUAGUAUUCCAUUUACACUAGGCGAUUAUUUAUGAAAACUUGUAAAUAAAAGCGAACGCUACCAACCACCAGGCACAACCAAAA
This is a messenger RNA of Drosophila ficusphila, 2445 nucleotides long. RefSeq names its product glucose 1,6-bisphosphate synthase (gene Pgm2a). Gene Ontology annotation, molecular function: magnesium ion binding; phosphopentomutase activity. The record is from RefSeq and is a predicted model, not a curated record. The transcript is spliced from 3 exons. Gene Ontology annotation, biological process: carbohydrate metabolic process; purine ribonucleoside salvage. NCBI's taxonomy places the organism in Eukaryota, Metazoa, Arthropoda, Insecta, Diptera, Drosophilidae. Bases 332 to 2203 code for a protein of 623 amino acids.